Canariomyces notabilis is the source of this 3789-nucleotide messenger RNA. Its product is annotated as ARM repeat-containing protein. The coding region runs from base 189 to 3479 and encodes 1096 amino acids. Gene Ontology annotation, cellular component: cytoplasm; nucleus. The transcript has 4 exons. NCBI's taxonomy places the organism in Eukaryota, Fungi, Ascomycota, Sordariomycetes, Sordariales, Chaetomiaceae. The record is from RefSeq and is a predicted model, not a curated record. Gene Ontology annotation, molecular function: nuclear import signal receptor activity; small GTPase binding. Gene Ontology annotation, biological process: protein import into nucleus.
CUAGGCAAUCGCUUUAUCAAUUCCCACUCCACAACCAAAUUUUUUCCUUUUCGCUGCUGCCCAGGACCCUUUCUUCGGCAACCUCUGUCCUCAGCUACCCGACGGUCUCCUCUACCAUUCUCCUUUUCCGCUUCGCUCUCCCUUUUCUUUUUGAUACCCCUUUCUUUCAGAGAGACCAGGCCGCGAGCAUGGAUAAACAGAGGUUGGCCGCGCUCCUGCAGGAGACCCAAGUCCCCGAUACCCAGAAAAUAAAGGCAGUGACCGCCGACCUGCAAAAGAACUACUACACUCACCCCGAGUCCCUCCUUCUCCUCAUUGAGAUUGUCGCAACUCAUGGGGACGUCAAUGUGAGGCAGCAGGCUGCCGUGCAGGCCGCCCGACUGGCCAUCAAGCACUGGGAAAAGAUUCCCAAGGAGCAAAAGCCCGCCGUGCGCCAGCACCUCGUGGAGGCCACCAUGAACGAGCAGACCCCCCGCGCUCGCCAUGCCAAUGCGCGUCUUGUCGCCGCCAUCGCGUCCCUCGACCUCGAGGACGGCGAGUGGCCCGACCUCCUUCCUGCCCUCUUCCAGCUGAUCAGCAGCAACGACGUGAGCCAGCGUGAGGUUGGCUCCUACAUCAUCUUCAGCUUGCUGGAGGAGAACCCGACAACGUUUGCCGAUGACAUGGCCAAGCUCCUGGCGCUUUUCGGCCACACGCUCCGGGACCCACAGAGCGCCGACGUCCGCAUAAACUCCAUGAUGUCGAUCGGUGCCAUGCUGCUGCUGUUCGAGCCCCUCGAGGAUGAGGAGUCCGUCGAGACUCUUCAGACCUUGAUCCCGGCUAUGGUCGACGUCCUCAAGGACGUUGUCCAGGCUGGCGACGAGGAGAAGACCAAGCAGGCGUUCGAGGUCUUCCAGCAGUUCCUGGCUUACGAGUCCGCCCUGCUCGGCAAAUACCUCAGAGAUCUCGUCCAAUUCAUGAUUGACCUGGCGGCGAACAAGCAGGCGGAUGAAGACGUCCGGACGCAGGCGCUAGCCUUCCUCGCCCAAACGGUCCGCUACCGCCGGAUGAAGAUCCAGGGAAUGAAGGACAUGGGUCAGGAGCUCACACAAAAGAGCUUGCUCAUCCUCACAGAGAUUGACGACGAUGAGGAUGAGGAUGAAAUGGGCGCCGCAAGGACAGCGCUGGCCCUGCUCGACCAGUUGGCAAACGACCUUCCGCCUCGUCAGGUUAUCGUCCCUCUCCUCGAUGCCCUUCCCAAGUUCGCUGCCUCGAGCGAGCCGGGUUACCGGAAGGCAGGCAUCCUCGCGCUUGGCACUGUCGUGGAGGGUGCGCCGGACUUCAUCUCGUCGCAAAUCAAGUCCAUCAUGCCCGUCGUUAUACAGCUGCUCAACGACCCCGACAUCGGCGUCAGGCACACCGCUCUCAUCGGCCUUGCCCGUUUAGCCGACGAUAUUGCUGAGGAGCUCUCUGCGUACAACGAGCCGGUCAUGGCUGCUCUUGUCAAGAAUCUGCAGGCGGCCAUGCAGGCCACCCCGGACCAAAAGCUUGCCAAGAAAAACAACGACAUCAUUCGCUCUGUUUGCAAUGCUCUCGAUGCCAUGUCUGAGGGUCUCGAUUCCGAAUUCCUGAAGCAGUACGCUGCUGAGCUGGUCGGCAACAUCGGCGCCUUGGUGAACCAUAACGACUCCAAAAUCAAGAUCGCCGCGUCGGGCGCGCUUGGAGCUAUUGCCGAGUCCCUGGGCGAAGAGUUCAAGCCUUACUUCGAGCAGGUUGUGCAUGCGCUCGGGGCCUACCUUACGAUCAAGGAGUCAGAGGACGACCUCGCGCUGCGGAGCGGCGUCUGCGACUCGAUGGGCCGCAUCGCCGCUGCUGUUGGUGCUCAGACCUUCCAGCCCUACGUCGUGGACCUGAUGCGGUCCAGCGAGGAGGCUUUGCAUCUGGAUAACUCCAGGCUCAGGGAAAGCAGCUUCAUCUUGUGGAGCUCGCUCGCAAAGGUCUACGAGAAGGAGUUUGCCCCUUUCCUGCCCGGUGUCUUCAAGGGCCUCUUCCAAAGUCUGGAGCUUGAAGAAGAAGAGAUCAAGCUGCACCUCAGCGAGGAGGAGAAGGGCAUUGUCGGCACCGACGAUGAAAUCAUUACAGCUGGCAAGAAGCUGAAGAUCAAGAACGCUGAUGAGGAUGGCGACUGGAUGGACGAUGAUGAAGACGAUGAUUUCGAUGGCAUUGGUGCCACGCCCGAGGCUUUGGAGAAGGAAGUUGCCAUUGAAAUCCUGGGCGACGUCAUCACAUACGCUUGUGGCCCUCAAGAAAUUACAGAGUACCUUGAGAGAGCCGUCGAGAAGGUCUCCGCGCUCGCUGACCAUCCAUACGAGGGCUGCCGCAAGGCCGCCGUUGCCACCCUCUGGCGGUCGUAUGCGCGUGUCUGGCAGCUCAUGGAGCAGGAGACGGGCACAAGCUGGGAGCCCGGCCUUCCCCUCAAGAACCCCCCGACGGGCACCCUGGUCAAGCUUGGCGAGAUUGUGUCCAAAGCCACCCUCGCGCUGUGGCAGGAGGAGAACGAUCGAUCGGUCGUCACCGAGAUCAAUCGCAACGUUGCAGCCACCCUCAAGGCUUGCGGCCCGGCCAUUCUUGCUCAAGAGGAGUUCAUGAAGGAGGUAGUCACGGCCAUCACCACAAUAAUUACUCGUUCCCACCCUUGCCAGCAAGACCUUGGAGACGAUGACGAGGAGCAAGAAGUUGAAGGCUCGUCCGAGUACGACUGGCUCGUCAUUGACACGGCUCUCGACGUUGUUAUCGGCCUCGCCGUGGCCCUUGGUCCUGGCUUCGCCGAGCUCUGGAAGAUCUUUGAGAAGCCCAUCUUAAAGUUCGCGGCUGCCGAGUCAGAGAACAUUGAGCGCUCCACCGGCGUCGGUGUUAUUGCCGAAUGCGCUGCCAACAUGGAGGCGGCCGUAACGCCGUACACAGAAAAGCUGCUCAAGGUCCUCCUCAAGCGCUUGUCAGACCCGGAUCUCGAGACCAAGAGCAACGCCGCGUAUGCCACUGGCCAGCUCAUCUACCACUCGACCGACAGCAACGUCUACCUGCCCCACUAUACCAGCAUCCUCCAGAAGCUCGAGCCCAUGCUGCAGAUCCAGGAGGCGCGCAUCAAGGACAAUGCUGCCGGCUGCCUGUCCCGCAUGAUCAUGGCACACCCGGGUCAGGUGCCCAUCCCGGAUGUUCUUCCGGCGCUGAUUGGCCUGCUCCCGCUCAAGGAUGAUUAUGAGGAGAACUCGCCUGUGUACGAGUGUCUUCUCAAGCUUUAUGAGCAAGGCGAACCGACUAUCCAGCAGCUCACGCCCAAGCUUAUCCCCGUCCUUGAGGCGGUGCUCAGUCCGCCGGAGGAGCAGCUGGACGAGGACGCAAGGGAGAUUGUCCGCAAGAUUGUCUUCCUCUUGUAUAACGCCAAGCGGGAUCUCUUUGCGAGCCAUCCGAAUGUUCUGAAGCUGGCGGGUGUGGCUUGAGAUGGGCCCGGCUCGUGACUGGACUCAAGAUGGUGGUGUGGGGUGACCGAUGGGAUGAGAUGGGAUGUGGGAUGUAUAGGAGGGCUUUGAUGAUGACUGAACAUGCCAUGCCAUGAUGAGCUAUGAGUUCGGACCUAAUGACAUGUCCUUUACAAUCCAUGAUGACGAGGAGGGUUCGGUUCGGUUGGUAUAAAGGUCAUGAGGGGGGAGGUAAAAAGUUGUUCAGCUAUGUCAGGUAUAGAAGCUCCAUGUGUUCAUGGCGGUGAUGAGCGAUAAUGUCAAUGCUCAUGUCAGAUUCCAAUCUGCCGUU